Messenger RNA from Vanessa tameamea, 1102 nucleotides. It is a transcript of the gene GABPI, whose product is annotated as palmitoyltransferase ZDHHC23-A. The transcript is spliced from 6 exons. The record is from RefSeq and is a predicted model, not a curated record. Bases 138 to 1022 code for a protein of 294 amino acids. Lineage: Eukaryota; Metazoa; Arthropoda; Insecta; Lepidoptera; Nymphalidae. Gene Ontology annotation, molecular function: palmitoyltransferase activity.
ACAAACACAGAUCGCAACAUAUUUAAUAAUUUUAACAUUCUAAUUCUAUAAGUUAAACGAAACAAAAUUUAAUACUUAAUCAUGUUUGUUAAUUAAUCAUGUAUCGUAACUCGUAAUUAUGGAAAAUUAAAAAGGGUAUGGUUAUCAAAAAGAGUCAGAGGGAUUUCGAUAAAAUAGGACGACAAUCAACACUUGAAAUGGUAAACACAACAUUGACCAUUCAGGAUAUUCUGCCAUACGGUUCGACUAAAUCGAACCAUAAAAAAGUGGACAUGGAUGCUGUUUUACCCUUUAUUAUAUUGCCACUUCUUUUGGUAUUAUCAACAACAUCAAAACUCGUAACCAUUAUAGUUAUGAUUUUUAUUGGUAUGGGCGCUCUGUACGUUCAAUCUCGUCCGCGCCAAAAAAAUAGGUCUCCAUUCUUCUACUCUUGGACAUUGUCAUCGGGAAUUUAUAUGUUUCUAAUAUUCGAACUUGGAAUACUAAGAUUACUUGAAAUCACACAACUAGAAAAUUUUGUAUUCUUACUGCUUUUAACAAGUACAUGUUACUUUUUUUACAAAAUGAAAGCUGUAGCCGACUUUGAACUUGCUACUGGAACUUCGAAAGGAAAAGAAUACAGCCCAGUACUGACAUCAGAUUCAUAUUAUUGUCAAAUAUGUCAGAUAGAAGUUAAUGAAAGGUUUUUUCAUUCAAUAUGGUGGGACUGUUGUGUUCUUAGGCCAAAUUACAUUUACUUUGUAGCGGGCCAAGUGUUUGCAUUUGCAACUCUUCUAUAUGGAACUAAUCUGGGACUUACAACAGUAUGCCAACCAUUUAUACUUUAUGGUACAAUACUAAUGCCAGAAGAUUGUAAUGAUGUAUAUUAUGAAUUUGACCUCGCCUUGUGUUUUGUAUCCUGCAUCUACGGAUUGGGCUAUCUUUUAAUUACUGCCCUAGUAUUAUUAAGACAAGUAUUAAUUUACAUUCCAAAAUAUAGUGAACCACAGUGGAGGAAAAUCAUAAAUGUGCUAACAGUAUAAUAAUUGAAUAUACCAAGAUUUACACACAUUUACAUAGCAAAGCUAGGUCUACAUUAAUAUUUAUUCUUAGUUAAGUUUUA